This is a messenger RNA of Microdochium trichocladiopsis, 3000 nucleotides long. Its product is annotated as component of IIS longevity pathway SMK-1-domain-containing protein. Gene Ontology annotation, biological process: protein dephosphorylation; DNA damage response. Lineage: Eukaryota; Fungi; Ascomycota; Sordariomycetes; Xylariales; Microdochiaceae. The transcript has 6 exons. Gene Ontology annotation, cellular component: nucleoplasm; protein phosphatase 4 complex. Gene Ontology annotation, molecular function: protein phosphatase activator activity. Bases 475 to 3000 code for a protein of 841 amino acids. The record is from RefSeq and is a predicted model, not a curated record.
CUACAGCCUAGCCUGGCUCCUGGUGCAGCGCCUGCCCGACCCGACCCUCGUAGAGCGCAUCCAUCGCCGCCGCCGCCGCCGCCGCGGUGGUCCCUCGUCCAUCGUCCUCCUCCACCACUGUCCACCACCGCCUCUGUCGCCCGACCAUCGCCCAGCGCCCCUGGCAUCCGUCCUGCCCGCCACCGCUGCGGCUCCGGCACGCACCCGUCCCCAGACAGUCGAUGCGCUCGAGCGCAUUGCUGCAAUCGCUUUGAUAGCGACAACGGCCGACGUCCCGACUCCCAUCAGAUUCUGUCGCGUGCGCGCACAGCGUCUAGCGCGCGCCCAGCAAAAUCGAUCAAGGUGGCUGCGCUCACGCUUCUCAGCCAGGCCGACACAGAACUCUCCCUUCAACAACACUUUGAUCUUGCGCCAGAUCUCCUCCAGCACCAUACGCGCCUGGCGACUGACCUUCGCUCUGCCGAGCCGCUGGCGAUGGCGGCACAACAGGUGCCGCAUCCGUCGACGGACAGAAAACGGGUCAAGGUCUAUGAGCUGCGUCACAAUGACUGGUUCGAUCGUGGCACCGGGUUCUGUACCGCAGAGUUUGACACAAUGGAAGAUGGCUCACAGCGUGAGCCUCGAGUCAUUGUCGAGUCUGAGGAGGAACCCGAUCGCGUCCUUCUGGAAACGCGAAUUUGCAAGGAGGACGGUUUUCACAAGCAGCAGGAAACCUUGAUUGUAUGGACCGAGCCGUCAAAUGGUGUUGACAUGGCCCUUAGUUUCCAGGAGUCGGAGGGCUGUGCAUUGAUAUGGAAAUUUAUCAACAGCGUCCAGCAGGGCUAUCACGGAGGACACGGUCAAGAUGACAGCCUCUCAGACGAACUUGCCAUGGACAUGGUCAAUUCGAUUUCACUACCCCCAGCAUCAUUCCCCAACCUGCCCGAAAUCGAGUCGCAGAUGCGUAUCAUGAGCGGAAGUGCCAACGGGCGCGAUGCACUGACAAAGUUCGUCAUUUCGGAAGACUACAUCAGCAAGCUGAUCCCGUUGGUCAGCGAAGCCGAAGACCUCGAGGCGCUCAACGACCUUCAUCGCCUUUGUAACAUCAUGAAGAUCAUCAUUCUUCUCAACGACACUAGCAUUAUAGAGCGUGCGGUUUCGGACGAAUGUGUCAUUGGCGUUGUCGGAGCCCUCGAAUACGAUCCAGACUUCCCGAGCCACAAGGCUAAUCACCGGCAGUGGCUUGAGGGAGAGGGUCGUUUCAAGGAGGUUGUACGCAUCGAGGACACGACAAUCCUCACCAAGAUCCACCAGACCUACCGGUUGCAAUAUCUGAAGGACGUCGUGUUAGCCCGCAUACUCGACGACAACACGUUUUCCGUGCUCAACUCGCUCAUCUUCUUCAAUCAAGUCGAUAUUGUGCAGCACUUGCAGUCAAACGGCAGUUUCCUCAACGAGCUUUUCAGCAUCUUCAAAUCACCAGCACAGCAAGAACCCCGGCGGAAAAAGGAAGCAGUUCUCUUCAUCCAACAAUGCUGCGCAAUCGCGAAGAACCUGCAGCCGCCUUCACGCCAGACGUUGUACAACAAUUUCAUUGCCCACGGCCUGCUCCAAGUCAUCAACUUUGGCCUACGACACAGCGACGUGUCUGUCCGCGUGGGCGCGACCGACAUCCUCGUAUCGAUGAUUGACCAUGACCCCCAAAUGAUCCGGAUGACGAUUUACCGUCAGAUGCACGAGAAGCAGCCGCCCUUGACCGAGUCCUUGAUCGACCUGCUUCUGGUCGAGGUCGAUCUUGGGGUCAAAUCUCAGAUUUCUGACGCUCUUAAAGUAUUGCUUGACCAAGGGCCUCCCAUGCAGCCUGAGGCUUUUGCCAAGUCCAAUGGCGAAUUCCUCCCCCGCACAGCUAGCAGAUUGCCUCCAGGGCACGACCCGCAGCAGGAGCGUUUUCUUCACAUCUUCUUCGAGACGUCGGCUACCCGGCUUUUCCAGCCGAUCAUGAAUCUGCGCGACAGGACAGACAUGUCCUUCACCGUGCAGCAGGCGGCCAUGUUUACAUGCCUCGUUGAGAUAUUAUGUUUCUUCGUCCGGCAGCAUCCGUACCGAUGCCGGAAUCUCAUUCUGAGACACGAUAUGAUACCGCGGAUCACGCAGCUGCUUGGCGCACAGGAGAAGUUUUUGAAGCUGGUUGCCAUUCGGUUCCUGCGGCAGCUGGUUGUGGUGCCGGACGAGUUCUAUCUUCAGCACUUGAUCAAAUCUAACGCGAUUGGAGCACUUUUUGAUCUUCUCGAGGCUUUGCUGCCUCGCGACAACCUGCUCACUUCAGCCUGCCUGGAAUUCUUUGAUGUCAUUAGGAAAGACGACAUGAAGACCACGAGCAGGAUCAUCGUCAAAGCAUAUGCGCCGAGGAUCGAGAAGCUGCUGUUUAUUGAAACAUUUCAGGUCUAUGGCGUGCGCUUCAUCAACAAAGAGGGCAUGGAUAAGCCAGACGAGUACUGGGGCGCAUCUGACGACGACGACGACGUUCCAUUGAGGAGCGAGAACGGCGAAACUCCUCUCGCUAAGCCACUGGUGGACUAUGCCUCGGACGAAGAUCUUGACGACAAUGCAGAUGCAGGGGCCUUGUCCGCAGACGAAGACAAGGCGGAAGGUGUUGAUCCGAGGGAGGAAGGUGCCAAAGCCGCUAGCGAAGGCGCCGCACAGCCACCGCUCGAACGGCUGUCAGAGAAGCGAAGGCGGGAAGAAGACCAGGAGGAGGACCUGUCACAGCUGAUACAGCACAAGCGCAGAAACAGCUCCUCGGCGAGCUCGAACGCGUCGAGUACGCAUAGCUCGACACGCAAGAAGAAACCGGGCGCCACAAACGGACGAGAUGGAGGAGGAGGAGGAGGAGGAGGAGGAGGACCAGCUCAAGGGGCCACGGCGAAGAAGAUAUCCAUUAGCAUUGGGCUCGGAGCGAAGAAUGGCGGCAGCGGUGACAGCCAGGAGGCUGCGGCGGUAGAGACAGACGACAAGUCAUGA